This is a messenger RNA of Salvelinus sp. IW2-2015, 2423 nucleotides long. Lineage: Eukaryota; Metazoa; Chordata; Actinopteri; Salmoniformes; Salmonidae. The record is from RefSeq and is a predicted model, not a curated record.
UCUUACAUUCCGCUAAUGGAUUCGUCCGUCGUGAGGCCUUUACAGUAGCAGGGAGUGUUGUUUGGCGGAUUCCUUCAAGUUUUACAUUACUUUAUGUCUGAAUUUUGUAAAAUUAAGAAAGCGCCAAUUGUUCGUUUCCAUAACUAGUCAGCUAGCUAAUUAUUUUAUCUAUCGAUAUAGGUACAGAAGAGGGUUUAGGGUGUGGUACACAGCUAAGUUAGCCGCAGUAGGAAGGCAUCUUCAGCGAGCGGAGUGUCCGAAUCUGAGAAUUUAUAAUGCCGACGUUGCGGGACAGCAGCAUGUCUCACCCCGGCGAGAACCCGUACCAAGUCCGGGUAAAAGCUUACUACAAAGGGGACAUCAUGAUCACCCACUUUGAGCCGUCAAUCUCCUACGAGGAGCUGUACGGAGAGGUUAAAGACAUGUGCUGCAUGGACAACGACCAGCUCUUCACCAUGAAGUGGAUCGACGAAGAAGGUGACCCGUGUACAGUAUCGUCUCAGCUGGAGCUAGUGGAAGCACUGAGGCUCUACGAGGUCAACAAAGACUCUGAACUCAUCAUCCACGUGUUUCCAUGUAUCCCAGAGAAGCCUGGUAUGCCCUGUCCAGGAGAGGACAAGUCUAUAUAUCGUCGUGGGGCGCGGUGCUGGAGGAAACUCUACUACGCUAGUGGUCAUGUCUUCCAGCCCAAACGGUUCAACAGGAGAGCUCACUGUGCCAUCUGCACAGACCGUAUCUGGGGUCUGGGGAGACAGGGCUACAAAUGCAUCAACUGCAAACUGCUGGUCCACAAGAAGUGUCACAAACUGGUCAGCGUGGAGUGUGGUAAACAGAUCCAGGAGCCCAUCACGCCAUUAGACCACUCUGAACAGCCAGGCGCGCUGCAGCAGAGACACGGGGAAGUCCGCUUCCAGUCUGGGUCUGGUGGACUUUGAUCUGCUGAGCGUGAUUGGCCGGGGCAGCUAUGCCAAGGUCCUGCUGGUCCGACUCAAGAAGACAGAGAGGAUUUACGCCAUGAAGGUGGUUAAGAAGGAGCUGGUCAACGACGACGAGGACAUUGACUGGGUCCAGACAGAGAAGCACGUGUUUGAGCAGGCGUCCAACCACCCCUUCCUAGUGGGGCUUCACUCCUGUUUCCAGACUGAGAGCAGACUGUUCUUUAUCAUAGAGUAUGUGAACGGAGGAGAUCUGAUGUUCCACAUGCAGAGACAGAGGAAAAUACCUGAGGAACACGCCAGGUUUUACUCAGCAGAGAUCAGCUUGGCGUUGAACUACCUCCAUGAGAGAGGCAUCAUCUACAGAGACCUCAAACUGGACAACGUGCUGCUGGAGUCUGAGGGACACAUCAAACUCACUGACUACGGCAUGUGCAAGGAGGGCUUGAGGCCAGGGGACACCACCAGUACGUUCUGUGGGACCCCCAACUACAUCGCCCCUGAGAUACUGAGAGGAGAGGACUAUGGUUUCAGCGUGGACUGGUGGGCUCUGGGGGUGCUGAUGUUUGAGAUGAUGGCUGGACGGUCGCCCUUCGACAUUGUAGGAAGCACCGACAACCCAGACCAGAACACAGAAGACUACCUAUUCCAAGUAAUAUUGGAAAAACAGAUCAGGAUUCCUCGGUCGUUGUCAGUCAAAGCUGCCAGCGUUCUCAAGGGCUUCCUCAACAAGGAACCUAAGGAGAGGCUGGGUUGUCAUCCCCAGACGGGCUUCGCUGACAUCAUGGGGCAUCCCUUCUUCCGAAACGUAGACUGGGACCUUAUGGAACAAAAGCAGGUGGCUCCUCCAUUCAAACCCAACAUCUCAGGAGAGUUUGGACUGGACAGCUUCGACACCCAGUUUACCAACGAGCCCAUCCAGCUCACGCCUGAUGACGAUGACGCGGUGAAGAAGAUCGACCAGUCGGAGUUUGAAGGGUUCGAGUACAUCAACCCUCUCCUGAUGUCGGCCGAGGAGUGUGUGUGAACUAGGUGUGUGUGUGUGGGAGCGGACGCAGCACGCCACCUCGUGUCCUCGACGACGUCACUAGUUAGCUCUGCAUGGUUACCAGACAACACGGCGAUGACAUCAUCAAAGAGCGUCCUGCUGUUGGAUAGAGAGAGGCGGAGAGCCGCCGGGGCUCUCAGACAAGAGACACUAACUUGCCAAACCAAUCUCACAUAGUGUGUAUGUGUCACAAAUGGCACCUUAUACUCUACGUGUAGUGCACUAGGGAAUGGGGUGCCAUUUUGGACGAACGUCACUCUGUCCUCUUUAUUUUAACCACUAGUCUUUUAAACCUACGUUCUCUCUUAAUUAUUUUUGUAUCAUGUAUCAAAUCCGCACUGAUUUCCUCAUUGGUCAUCAGAGUGCAGGCUCUCAGUAGCCAAUGAGGCUUGGAGGUGGUUGGUUACCUAGGUUACUGGACACAAAGGGGGGGGGGGGGG